Messenger RNA from Schistosoma spindalis, 1407 nucleotides. The record is from the annotation of a GenBank genome assembly. NCBI's taxonomy places the organism in Eukaryota, Metazoa, Platyhelminthes, Trematoda, Strigeidida, Schistosomatidae.
AUCAAAUUUUAAUAAGUUUGCAAAAAUACUAAAAACGGUAAAGUACUAGUGACAUUUCUACUUCACAACUGAAAGUUGUGGUUAUUCUUGAAUGAAAUCUAAAACAAAGUAACAGUUAGCAGUGUAGAGGUGGACUAUUUAACAUGAAGUGAUUAAAAAUGUUUCAUUGUAAACGGACUACUAACUCAUGCAUACUUUUUUUCUUCAUUUGUUUGGAUGCAGCACAUCCGACUGAAUAUGUUUAAGUAUGUUUAAAUACCAUUUUAUUUAGAAAAUUCUAGAUAUUAGUUAAAAAACUUCAAAAACAUAAACGUAUAAAUCACAUAUUGUCAUUAAGAAGCAUAAUUUGCAUCAGUGGAAUUCUGAAGCGAAAUAAUGUCUGUUGGUUAUUGGAAGAGGAAGGAAUGUCUUUAAAAUCUUGACUACGAAGAUAUGACAUCAUGUAUUGAGACUCACAGUAACCUUUAACAAAAUUGGUCCCUGUAUCUACGAAACAGAAAGAAAAAGUCGUCUGUACAAACUGUUACUUUCAUUUUUCCCCUAUGUCGUGAAAGUAAUUUGGGUUUACCAUAUCGAAAACUGUCGCAAGACCUUUUUCACUGACAUUGAGCGGUAAAAAUCUUGAUGUCUAUCUGCCUAGUGAAUAAAGAACCAGUCUUAUUACUUAUGUUGUUGUAAAACCUAUACCUAUGAUGUCCCUGUUUGGUAAUAGUCCUAAACAAAGUAAACUUGCAAGUUUUGUCUUCAUAGUGUUGGCGAAAAUAUUUCGAAUGGAUGUUCUCUGGGGAUUAUUUGUUCGUAGGUUAACAAUUGCCAGCAUGAGUGUUAAAGAAUUCUAAAAGAUUGUUAAUUGACAAAUUUAUUAUUAUAGUCUUCUUAUCGAAGGUACAUGUCCGACUCUCAGCUCCUCUUCCGUUAAGAUGGAAUCUCAAAUACAAUAAUCCUGCAUCCAUUUUAUUGAACAUGCUACCAACUGGUAGAGCGUGACCGCCUAAAGUAAAAUUAGUCUGCAUUAGGUAAUUAUUUAGUAUUCGUGUUCGUGAAUGUUUUAUCUAUAGUGGUAAUCUAAUUAAAUACACUUUUUAUCUUUGUUUUCAGAAAUCUAGGUUCCGAAUGGAUCACAACCAGUUUAAAUUUGACUUUCCAAUAGAACAAGUUUUGGAAGAAUGGAAAACAUUAGAUGAAAAUGAAGACAUACCGGUUGAAGAUCAGGAGAACGAUAACGACGAAUCGAAUAUUCUUAGUCAAGAAUCCUUUUUUGCUCCUCACUAUAAAGAUGGUAUUGAAUAUUUUUCCAUAAAAAAUCCUGAAAAAGUAAAGCAAGAGUGGCUUGAAGCUAGAAAAUUAAUUAUACCACAUAUUCAGAACGUUGUAAAACAUCUAGUUCGAGAGAAAUUUCAAAAAUGA